This is a messenger RNA of Anopheles funestus (African malaria mosquito), 7538 nucleotides long. RefSeq names its product anion exchange protein 2 (gene Ae2). Bases 1807 to 5988 code for a protein of 1393 amino acids. Gene Ontology annotation, cellular component: plasma membrane. The transcript has 12 exons. Gene Ontology annotation, biological process: regulation of intracellular pH; bicarbonate transport; monoatomic anion transport. The record is from RefSeq and is a predicted model, not a curated record. NCBI's taxonomy places the organism in Eukaryota, Metazoa, Arthropoda, Insecta, Diptera, Culicidae. Gene Ontology annotation, molecular function: solute:inorganic anion antiporter activity; monoatomic anion transmembrane transporter activity.
UAUUUAUACAUUAUCUUUUUGGUCGAUUUUUCUAAUCAAAAGCAUUUGGUUUUGCAAACAUCUUAAGCGGAUUGGAAAACAUUUUUUUAUGUAUAUUUUUAUCCACACAAAACGAUACACUUCAUCGUCGUGGUUUAAAAAAAACACAAAUAAAACUGGGAUAACAUUCCUUUUCCCUAUCCUCGCCCCGUGUACGGAGCAGUUAAACCCCGGUUGGUAAUUUAAUUUAUUUCGUAAUCCUCUACCCAGCACCUUACAGCAAAGUGUACGCAAAUAUCUACAAAUUGAUUACGACUUCCCUUGUGUGUGGUGGAACGAUUGUGGAUGGAGCGGGAAGGUACUUGAUUUUCCACGAGAUUGUCUCCUCUAUCGUCCUCUGUCACUGGCACUGGGAGUUAAAUUUUACGCUCGACAAACAGGCCGACUUACACACAGAUGGAGAGACACCAGUGCCGAGCACUUUAAACAUGGUGCUGAAUAAACAGUAAAUACCAGAAGCACGUUUUACGUUCGAUUGGUUGGCGUUAUCGGGGUUUUUGCUUUCGGCUGGUGCUGGGUGGAGCCCCAUCCACCGAGGACAUAAUAAUGUUCAAUUGUCAUACGGAUGAGGCGCACCAUUGCAGACAGCACAACAAUGAAUGUUUGUCAAAAAAACACAAAGAAAAAAAACGUUGUGACAGAGGGACGACAAUAAAUGAAAUCAAUCAUACUUCAAUUGAUACGUUUUGAUGCAAUAUUGUGUUGGGCGAUCUCGAACGAUUGUAUUUACUACGAAUCCCGCAAAACGGUCACUUCUCACUUCUCACUUCUCACCUCGUGUAACGUUACACGGUGAGCUGAACCUUUUAUCGCGAAACAGUGUUUUUUUUAUGAACAACAGGAAGACAAGAUCUAUAACGCUCAAGGACAGUAGAGUAUCUUAUUUCCGGUGGGAAAUAAAUCACCCCUAUUUGGCAACUAAUCCUGUUUGUGGAUUAGUGUGGAGUUAAUGAUAGUGGAAAACACAAAUAAAGCUGUCAAACUAAUUCACGUGUUGGUGGGUUGAUCGGUGACGUUAUCUUAAUUCACAAUAAAUUUUAGCGAUAGUGACUUUUGUUUGCUUUCUAGAUGGAGAACCAAUCCUUUUUUUUGCGCUUUUGGGAAAUUACUAAUUAGAUUUUGUGUAAUGUGAGAGAAUCAAAAAUAAAAGCAAGCGUCAACCUGUUGAUUCACAAUACUAUUCCGGAAAAAAGGUACCGAACGAAACGGUUUCUUUAUCAGCCAAGCCCCGAAAGAUAUGUUUCUGGAAAGAUAAUCGAGCCACGGUAUGGUGUGGGACAAAACCGUGUGCCGCGUAUGUGUAUACGAUGAGCUGAUAGCAAAACAAGGGUUGCAGUGGAUGGGUUUGAUCGUGAGACAAACAGCCAAAUACACACUGUUCUGGCCGAUUUCUUGCGUAAUGCGUAAGAAGCGUGGCACGAGCGUUAGGUAUCUCGCCUAUAUCAGCCGACAAAGAUCAGUUCCGUCGCGUUGCGGUCGAGGGCGUUGUGCAAAACCCUUGCGACCAGACCGGGUCAGUCAGUAGCAGCAACGUGCUGGCACGAGAUCGUACUGUUUUCCGUGGUUGUGCGCGUGCGCCAUUUCCUUGUUUUUUUUGGAGGCGAAUUUUUCAUCUUCUCUUAAGUGACAGUGAAACUAUAAUUAAACAAUUUUUCGUUGCAAGUGUGGUGUGAUUAGUGAAAUAGAGUUAUUGAAAUACAGCUCUUCUUCGUGGUUGGGUGGAAUCAGACGUUCAGUGUAACGCAUCGUGACGCGUAACGCAUCACCAUGAGCCGACGGGACAAUAAUGUGCGGAAAUUGUCCUUCCUAGGAUUUCACACCAAGGAGACCAGCAACGAUGACCCGAACGAGGUACAUCUGGAUGAUGAAAUUGAGCGCGUCUUCGGUACGACAGCCGAAAAGGAACGUUUCGAACUGAACCGCCUGCAGGACGAAGUCAUCCUGGACAACUCGCCGCUCAAGUACGACGAAGCGCCACGCGUCCCGGACAGCGCGGACCGCCAAAUGCUUCAGGACACCACCUCGAGUGCCAGCAACACGAGCAACAAACCGACCAGUGCGCACAGCAAUGAAAGCCGCAAACCGGUAUCAUCACCGCCGACCACCACCCCGACCAGCCCGAUCUCGUUCUCGUCCAAGAGCGAGACGACGGAGACGAAACCGUCGACGGCCAACAACACAACGCUAGCGGACAACACGUCGAACGAUUUCAGCGAAACCGUACACGAUGAGCCGGUGGUCGAUCAGGGCACGGUACAGGGCGAACAGUGGGAUACGAGCGCUAGGCGAAAUGUGCACUUUGACAAGGACAACAGCAAGGGAACUCCGAUCGAGGGCCUACCGAUAGAGGACACCAACGAAGAGCGCCGGCGACGUACGGAGAAACUACUGCAAAGCAAACCCGUCCGUAGUAAAAGACGCCACCAUCCGCACAAAUCGCGGAAAUUCUCACUGCAGGAGUAUCACCCGGAAUGGAGAAGACAGAGCGGUACCGAGGGUGGUCCUACCGGGCGCCGAAUCUCGGUACAGCCGGAAGAUGCUACGCUGCAGGAAGCCGACAUCGACGAACUGACGUCGCAUCGGUCGGACGAUCCGCGGGCACUGCGCCGUCACAAGGUGAGCGCCCAGUCCGGAUCGUCCCUGGUGAACAUCAACCGGAAGGAUGCUCCGCAGCUGCAGCAUCUGCUGCCAUCUAGCAAGUACAAGAAAAUGUACGACCACAGCCCGCACGAGGUGUUCGUCCAGCUGGACGAGCUGACGGGCAGUGGGGAGGAGCGGGAAUGGAAGGAAACGGCCCGUUGGAUCAAGUACGAGGAGGACGUGGAGGAGGGUGCGGAUCGGUGGGGCCGACCGCACGUUGCUUCCCUGUCGUUCCACUCGCUGCUGAAUCUGCGCCGCUGUCUCGAGACGGGUGUCGUGCUGAUGGAUCUGGAGGAGAAGGAUCUGCCCUCGGUUGCUUAUCGGGUUGUUGAGCAGAUGGUCAUCGACGAGCUGAUCCAUGAGGAUGAUAAGGCGGUCAUCAUGCGGGCCCUGCUGCUGCGCCAUCGGCACGUCAACGAAAGCUCGCACGGUGGUUUCUCGUUCGCUCCCAAGCGGAAGUACAGCAGCUACACGAGUCUUCAGUCGCUGUCGAUGCGCGCCGAGGACGGUGGAAAUGGUGAGGUGAUCGUAGGCGUUAGGCGCUUGAAUUCCUUCGUAAGCCCUACACAAAGCUACACGCUCAGUCCACCCUCGCUCCAUCCGAACUCGGUGUACGGCCAGAGCCCGAAUCUUUCCUCCCGCAACCAACCGUCCGGUGGGCAACCGCACGCCCCAUCCCAGCACCCGGCAAAGGAUCGUCAUCAGCGGCACACAUCGAACCAUGGCAGGUGUAGACGGUCCGGCAGCCAGGACAGCAGCAGUACGGCAACGGCGGCGGCAGCGUCCUCCGCCGCGGCAGCAGCUUCCGCCGCAGCAGCACCGGUGACGCUAACCACGGUCACCUGUGCCGUUGGUAUGCGACGAAAUAACUCACCUUUAUCGCUGACAGUUAGUGUCGAUGACAAGAAACCGCGUAUUGUUCCGGCAAACGAAAUCAAUGGACACGGUGGCCAUGGUGAGACGAGAAUCAACAUUACCGAGGAAACAUACACCUCGUCGCAGGAAGACAUCAAGAUGCGUACGCAGAAGGAAUCGAUCCUGAAGCGUAUUCCCGAGGGUGCCGAAGCGACGACCGUACUUGUCGGUGCGGUUGACUUUCUCAAGCAGCCAACGAUCGCGUUCGUGCGCCUAGCGGAAGGUAUUCCAAUGCCAUCUAUUACGGAAGUGCCGAUCCCGGUGCGCUUCCUCUUCAUCCUGCUUGGUCCACAAAAGACCGAGCUGGACUAUCACGAGGUGGGUCGAUCGAUCGCUACACUCAUGUCGAACGAGCAUUUCCACGACAUUGCCUACAAAGCGGACGAUCGGCGCGAACUGCUAUCCGCGAUCAAUGAGUUUCUGGACGAUUCGAUCGUGCUGCCACCGGGCAAAUGGGAACGCCAGGCAUUGCUGCCGUUCGAGGAGCUGAAAGCGAAAAGUGAUAUGAUCCGGUUGCGCAAGAAGAAGGCACUGGACGAAAAGAUCAAGAGCAAACAGCCGCAAUUGUUGACGAGCGAAGAGGAGAAGAAGCUGCUGGCUUCGAGCGGUGGUGACGGUGGUGGCGAUGGGAAGAAACCGCCAAAGAAUCCACUCGAGAAGACCAACCGUUUGUGGGGUGGUUUGAUAAACGACAUUAAGCGUCGGUACCCGAUGUACAAGAGUGACAUCAAGGAUGGUCUCAACACGGAGACGCUGGCCGCAACCGUCUUCAUGUACUUUGCGGCCCUCUCAACCGCCAUCACCUUCGGCGGGUUGUCCUCCGAUAAGACGCACAACCUGAUCGGUAUCUCGGAAACGCUUGUGUCGGCAUCGAUGGUGGGACUAGUGUUCCAUCUGUUCUCCGGCCAACCGUUGGUCAUCAUUGGUACGACAGGUCCGCUGCUGUUGUUCGACGAGGCGCUGAAUCAGUUCUGUAUCUCGAACAACUUCAGCUUCCUGACGGUUCGCGUAUACGUCGGGUGUUGGCUGGCGGUGAUCGCGCUGGUUGUGUCCGCCUUUGAAGGUAGUGUGUAUGUGCGAUUGUUCACACGCUUCACACAGGAAAUCUUCUCGGCCCUCAUCACGUUGAUCUACAUCGUCGAAACCGUUAUGAAGUUGGUGUCCGUGUACGCCAGACAUCCGCUGCUGGCUGAGUAUGUGUACAAGAAUGUGACCGAACCACAACCACUGCCGAUGCCGUAUCUGGAGGAUAGCAAUGGUACAACUACGGUCGGGUUGCUUGCCGAAAGCCUUACGACGGUCGUGAACGAAACGUUGGGAAUUGCUACCGAUUCCGAGAAUCUGCUCAUCCCGGAAGACACUGUUGGGCCACGAAAUCGACCCAACACGGCACUCUUCUGCACCAUCCUGACGCUCGGUACGUUCUCUUUGGCCUACUACCUGAAGUUGUUCCGCAACUCCCACUUCCUGGGACGUAACGCACGACGUGCGCUUGGUGACUUUGGAGUACCGAUCUCCAUUGCUCUGUUCGUGCUGCUCGACUACAUGAUCCCGGAGGUGUUCACGGAAAAGCUGAGCGUACCGGAGGGACUCUCGCCGAGCGAUGAAACACGCCGUGGAUGGAUCAUUCCGCUCGGUGGCGUCCCCGGAUGGUUACCGUUCGUGGCAGGAAUUCCCGCGCUGCUGGUGUAUAUUCUGAUCUUCAUGGAGACACACAUUUCUGAGCUGAUUGUGGACAAACCUGAGCGUGGUUUGAAGAAGGGUUCCGGUUUGCAUAUGGACAUUGUGUUGCUGUGCUUCCUCAAUACGGUCUGCGGAUUCUUCGGUAUGCCGUGGCACUGUGCAGCUACCGUCCGUUCGGUGACGCAUGUGUCAGCCGUCACCAUUAUGUCGAGGACACAUGCACCAGGAGAUUCGCCCCACAUUACGGACGUGAAGGAGCAGCGUAUUUCUGGCUUCUUUGUGUCGCUUAUGGUGGGUCUAUCAGUAACGAUGGCUCCGAUCUUGCGCUUGAUUCCGAUGUCAGUUCUGUUCGGUGUGUUCUUGUACAUGGGCAUAGCUUCCAUGAGUGGAGUUCAGUUCUUUGAACGAUUGCGGUUGUAUCUAAUGCCGGUAAAGCAUCAUCCACAAGUGCCAUUCGUACGGCGAGUUCCAACAUGGAAGAUGCAUCUGUUUACCUUCGUACAGGUAUUGGCUCUGGCCAUGCUGUGGGCCGUCAAAUCGUCACCCUUUUCGCUGGCAUUCCCCUUCUUCCUGAUUCUGAUGGUACCGAUUCGAAAGCAGCUAGAAAAUGUUUUCUCUCCGCUUGAGCUCCGUGCGCUUGACGGUAGUCAACCGAACGAAGGUGCAGAAGAUGAACCCGAUUUCUACGAACAGGCUCCCAUUCCUGCUUAAUUGCAGCUCAGCGUUACAUUUUGUUGGAGUUGUUUUUUUAACGUUGAAAGUGGACGAUCGUUGAAUGACGAUAAAGACUUAAUUUUAUUGAUUUCAUGCUAUUCAUUACCACGUGUUCUGUUCCACCAUGAACGAGCAUGGUUUAUGAAACAGAAGACCUAAAGCAACAAGAACUAACAUAUAUUUAUUACAAAUUAUAACUACCAGCACUAGCAGCAUAGCAAUGGAAUGCUCGAUACAACACCGAAUCAAAACUAUUGACAACAAUUUCCACGUCAAACAUAUAUACAUAUUUCCUCUCCUUUACGUAACGAAAUUAUUAGAAAUAACGUAGGAAAUUCGAUUAAAUGGCAUAAAUCAAAAGAAACGCUACCCUUUGGAUCCGUCUUCCCGAAGAACCCGGAUACGGAGGUGGUAGUGCAGAGGAUCUUGUUCGACAGAUUGAUCAAACACAAAAAGAUGGAAACUGAGUGAGUGUAUGUGUGCGUGUGUGUAUGUGUGCGUAUGCGUGUCUACAACAGUCUGUGAUCAGUAUUACUUACAGGAAGUGAAGGAACUUGCAUGGAACCAUGUGGUCGGUUGAUGGUUUAAGGAAAGGCGCACAGCAUCAAUAGUAGAAUUACAAAUUAAAGAAAAAAAAAGGAAAUGACUCCGUUUUUGCGGUUGCUGUCUCAUUACCUUUACUUCUUGGAAUUCACAUCACUUAAUGGAACGCAAGAGCUCUGGCCAGCCAGUAUCAGGGAAACGAGAAGGAUAUUUGUGACAGGAUAAUUAUUACAGCUCAAACGAGAUGGAUGAACUUGUGUAUUUUUGUGACUAUUUAACGCUAUACAUUGUUUCUAUCCACCGAUGCGAUGUGGCGCGUGUGUACGUGUAAGGGAACGAGUUUGUUGUGUAGUGUUGUAGUGGCCAAGCCAACCAGAAGUACAGUACCGAUCGGUGUGUGUGUGUGUGUGUGUAGUGAGUGUAGCGAGAAUGAGUAGCACGGACCGCCGUAAGGAUGGAUUUGUUUCGUUUAUGUUUCUUGUUGAUGAUCAGAUUAUAUUUUCCACAGAGAUAUAGAUAUAUAUUCACAUUUUGCUUCGCUCGAAAGACAGUUAGAACGGCCAAACAAGGCCAAUGCCUCAUGGAGGGUUACUUAAAGCUAACGGACCACUGGCGCCGGGCAAUGGUCUGGUGUGCAUCGCACGUUUCCUGCCGGCCAUCCAAACGUGCAGUGGCCGCAGGGAGAAGGAAGGAGAGACACGUUUAUGAAGGAGAAUUUUAUCUUACUUCAAUAUUUUUUUAGAUAGUCUGUAACUACUCGAGAGAGAGAAGGAGAGAACCCUUUAAAAAGGGGUAGUAGCCGAGGACGUUGCACAUAGCGUGCAUGUCGUAGAAAACUCAUGGCAUUACUUACACUAGAUUAGUGCAUAUAGACGGUACGAAUUGAAAUUCAUUCUUCAAUUUCUCGCGUCAUCUUGAGGACAUUAUUAGCCUUCUGAUAGCGUGUUAGCGAAACCGAACCAACCCGGUACAAACAAUAAAAACUAAUUCAUAUUUCAUCAUGA